GCUUACCCCCUACAAACCGCCAAACAACAACCUCAAACGCCGCAGCACUUCGCUGUCGUGUGUGUCGCCGUUGGAGCUCUUCAGCAACGCACUUCGACCCCCUCCUCGAGCGCGUACCGCCUCCGUGUCCAAACUCAAUUUUUUUGCCCUUUCUCUUUCUUCGAAGUUCUUUAACCAGCGCUUCGCCAUCUCCACAGCGCAUUCACGAUCGCAGUGAACAGAAAGGGCUACCUCUCCUAGCUCGCUUACGAACAGACAUAAACCCCUCCCCCACACAACAAAAACAAACAAAUAUGGGCAUCUUAGUGAACUUUAGCAUCUAUGGUCUAAUGAUCAUCCCCUUGGCCGCCCUCGUCAAGGGCCACGGCAUCUCCCUUGGUCAUCUCAUCAAACUGGGUCUGGUAAUGGUGGCCGUGCAGCUGGCUCAAUCCACCAUCGCCACCGCCGUCCCACCGGACAUGGUCGCCGCGCAGGUUGCUGUGCACGGCGCCCUUCUCCCCCUCCUCACCGUUGCCUUCUGCAGCUUUGUGCUCACGGACGGCAAGGCGUCGAAGGUGAUGCGGCUGCACGAGUGCGGCUGCGACGACGUCGGGGCGGCGGUGGCGACGCUUUGGUGUCUCACCUACACCGUCCUCUUCCGCUGGUUUCCGUGGUACCACACCAUGGCCAGCCGGGGCUUUGAGCCGAGCAAUUUACUGGCCGGUGGGGACGCCUUUCUGACUCUCCUCACCACCUUAGCGAUGUGCCGAAGCUUUGCGAGUGGGAAGCCCGGCGCGGCCGCUACGGCGGUCGGUGUGCACGUGGUGGGUGCGGUGGUGGGGGCGGCGGUAGGCCAGCCGAUUGCCGGCGCUGCGCUGACGGCGGUGCUGGAGAGCGGCGCGGCGAAGCUUGUCUUUGCGCCUCCGACCACGGAAAAGAAGGAGGAUUAG
This is a messenger RNA of Leptomonas pyrrhocoris, 929 nucleotides long. RefSeq lists its product as hypothetical. The transcript has a single exon. The coding region runs from base 294 to 929 and encodes 211 amino acids. The record is from RefSeq and is a predicted model, not a curated record. Lineage: Eukaryota; Euglenozoa; Kinetoplastea; Trypanosomatida; Trypanosomatidae.